AUGGCAGAGUCAUUAGAAACGCAAAUAGGUGAUGCAGAUGAUCUUGAAGACAGGCUAAGUGUUAUGGAAAGUGUUGUAGAGCAAAUGAAAGCUACAUUUAUUACGCGAGCGCAACUUGAAGUUUUGCUUAAUCAAUAUAUCAUUCUUGAAGAUUCUAUUUUAUUAGGCUUGCAAUCUCUUGCAAAAACUGCAGAAGAUCCUUCAGUGCAGCAACAAAUAACAGCUUGUGCAGAGAAAUUCAAUGAAUAUGGCUCUGAUUAUCAAGAUACAUGAACUGAAGAAUUCUGAAGUAUUUAUGAACUUAUUCGUGAAGGCUACCAAAAAUCAGGGAAAAAGAAAACUGGCGUCGAAAUUGCAAAUCAAAUUGCAGACGUUCAGGAAAUCGCACUUACUUUAAAUAGAAUUUCUAGAGGAAACACAGUUGAAGGAGCAGGAAAAAAAGUUCUUGAAGAGGUAGAUGAGCUUUCAAAGAAAUACAAAUCAAGCACUUUGAUUGUGCCAGAGAGAGAAGAAGAGCCUAAACAGCAAAAAAAAUGUUCUAGCAAAUGUUUGGUGAUGUAA
Messenger RNA from Blepharisma stoltei, 561 nucleotides. The record is from the annotation of a GenBank genome assembly. NCBI's taxonomy places the organism in Eukaryota, Ciliophora, Heterotrichea, Heterotrichida, Blepharismidae.